AUGGCUGAACGAAAGAAGAAGCCCGCGGUCGCCAAGGGCAAAAAGCCUGGAAUUCGCCUCAUGACCCCCUAUUCCAUGCAAUGUACUCACUGCGGUGAAUUUAUUCCGAAGGGUCGCAAGUUCAACGCCGGAAAGGACAUCACCGAGGAGCGUUACAUGAGUGUGCGCAUUAUCCGCUUCCUGAUCAAGUGCACCCGUUGCAGCGGUUUGAUUACGUUCAAAACCGACCCGAAGAACGGUGAUUAUGCAGUUGAGAGUGGCGCCAAGCGCAACUUCGAGGCCUGGCGCGACGAGACCGACUCCCGCUACCAUGAGACCGAGGAGCAAACCCUCGAUCGUCUCGAACAAGAACACCUUGAGCAGGAGGAACAAGCCGACCGUGACAAAAUGGCCGAUCUCGAGGAAAAGAUGCUUGACUCCAAGCGUGAGAUGGCAAUCGCCGAUGCUUUGGACGACAUUCGUACUCGCAAUGCGCGUAUUGAGCGCAACGAGGCCCGUGGUGAAGAUUCCGCCUUGGCUACUGCGGCGCAGAAGAAAUUGGACGAGGAAGGCGCCCGCGAGGCCGCCAAGCAGGCGUGGAUCGAAGAGGGUGUCGAAGAGGCUCGUCAAACCUGGAGGGCAAUGCAGAACAAGCCGCGUGUCGAAUUGGAACAAGAAGAAGUACUGCCUGAGCCAGUAAAGAAACUCAACUCCUUCCAGGAAUUCCUGGCCAACGGCUGUCGCGAGAAGGCUGAACGCGAAGCCAAUGAACGUGCCGAACUCCUGAAACGCCCCCACGGCGCCUUGUUAUUGGGUCGCAGGGAGGCUCGGUUAGCAGCUCGUAAAGAGCAAAUCCGACAGGAGAAGAAGGCGGCUCGGGAAUUGGCGGCAAAGCAGAAGCAGCAGACUGAUCAGGCUGAGCAGCCAGCCGACAAGCCGACCGACCAGUCUGCGAAGAAGCCGAACUAG
Molecule: messenger RNA, 948 nt
Organism: Penicillium paradoxum
Lineage: Eukaryota; Fungi; Ascomycota; Eurotiomycetes; Eurotiales; Aspergillaceae
Exons: 3
Coding region: 1-948 (315 amino acids)
Biological process (GO): mRNA splicing, via spliceosome
Cellular component (GO): U2-type catalytic step 1 spliceosome
Source: RefSeq, a predicted model, not a curated record